This is a messenger RNA of Amblyraja radiata (thorny skate), 1915 nucleotides long. It is a transcript of the gene mal2, whose product is annotated as mal, T cell differentiation protein 2. The transcript is spliced from 4 exons. Bases 13 to 789 code for a protein of 258 amino acids. Gene Ontology annotation, molecular function: structural constituent of myelin sheath. Lineage: Eukaryota; Metazoa; Chordata; Chondrichthyes; Rajiformes; Rajidae. Gene Ontology annotation, biological process: myelination. Gene Ontology annotation, cellular component: membrane. The record is from RefSeq and is a predicted model, not a curated record.
UUAAAAAAAAGCAUGAUGACAAUAAUAAUACAACUACUACAAUGCAGCAAUUGCUGCAGUUGCCCCACACACAGGAAGUCAGCGCCGUGCGGCGGGAGGAGCGCUGCAGGUGUUCCCGGGCCAUUGCCGCCGUCGCCGCCGCUGCUGCUGCCGCUGCCGCGUCGCGGGGAGUGGCUGCACCUGGCCGGGUUCCGCCUCACGUCACGCCGCCUGCUCCCCGGGGCUCCUCUCACCUGCACCAUGUCGGCUCCCGCUGUAAACGCCAACGCCAACACCAACCCUAACUCCGUGUCUUUCCCGGCUCCGCGGGUAACCCUACCCCUCGGCAUACCGGUGCUACAAACCUACUCCGGUGUAUUCAUCUGUUUGGAGAUAUUGUUCGGAGGCCUGGUGUGGAUUCUGAUCUCCUCGUCUAACGUGCCGGUGCCUCUGUUGCAAGGAUGGGUGAUGUUCGUGUCGCUCACCAUGUUCGUGUGCUCUUGCCUCUACCUGUCGGUGUAUCUUUGCGGGCUGGCCGACCGGGUGGACACAGACUGGAAUAUGGUGGACUUUGUCUAUCACAUCAUCGCCUUUGUAUUCUACUUUGGGGCAUCACUGCUUGAAGCUGCAACAACGUCUGCGGCUGUAGAUCCUGGAAGCAUUAAUGCAACCUUAGGGAGAGCUAAGUUGAUAACUGUUCUAGAUUUUCGACAGUACAGUAUCAAUGUUAUUGCUACGAUAUUUUCAUUUGUCGUUACCCUGUGUUAUGCCUGUAGUCUGACUCUUGCCUUGAGAAGAUGGAAACUGUAAAUCGGUGCCCAUGAACUAUAUGGAAAGAUAGAGGUGGCUGGAUUCAUUUCGCUGACACACCACUUGCAUUGCUGAAAGACUUCCCAAGACCAAGGGUGGUCCUUCAAAGGCCAAUACUGUUUUAUACUGGAGUGAUUUUGCAGCAGUGUCUUUUGUUAAUAAAUUAAUAACAUUUUUGUGAUUAUUUUCAGUGUUAAGAUCUAAAACUUGUGAAAGAAUAAAAUGGAUUCCAAUCUGUCGGAAUGUUCAGUGUGUUUCUCAACAGUUAUAGGUUACACAAUAUAUUUGAUUGCAGUAUCAGAGUUUUUGUACAGUAAAAGAUUUGGGGUGAAGGGAAUAAAAAAAAUCCCAAGGACUGAAAUCAUGUUUAUCUGCUUCCGUAAACACUUCUCUUUUAAAUGUAAUCAUUUUCAUUAGUGCUUGUGAAUUUUCAUAUUGCAUAAUUUAUUUACAUUAUAUAACCUUUACACUCUUGAGAUUCAGUACAUUAAAUGGAUAAAUAUGAAGUAUUGUGAAACGUCGAAAUUUGUUUUUAUUAAAUCCCAGUUAUUUUAGUUUUCUUACACUUAAUAUAUCAGGAGCUUUUUGUUAUGGAAGAAAUAGCCUUGUAUUAUAUGUGCUAGUUAAAAUGAAGAUUUUUCUAAGUAGGUCAGGGAGUUUUGGAUAUAUUGAUAAUUCUCUGAUCAGUAGUAAUGCGGAAGAAGAGAUUACUAUUUUUUUUCCAGACAGUUAUGAUUUCAUAAUUGGUGAUUUGUAUUUUUACUAACAAAACAGUGUGAUUUGGUUUACCACAGAUAUUUAUCUCGGUUUUCAUUGGGUAUUUUUUUUUGGUUGCUCCAAUAUUUGCUCCAAUAGGAAAACUGUCAUUUGACAUCAGGCUGCUGAUUCAUAACUUCAACCAUCUCGGAGCAAGUAUUAAUCCGAUACCAAGUAAUUAAUCUAUCAUACACUUCAGUUUGGUCAAUUUCGCAAAUACACUUUUGCAAAUCAUCAACACAAGCUAAAUAUUCCCUAAUUUGCUAUCUUGCUUUCCAAUGGUAUACAUUGUGGUUUUCUUGAUUCUGACGUCUAAUGUUUAUCCUAGUUUUUUUUUAAGUAAUUGCACUGAAUAAAGGUUGUAAUCUGA